CAGCUUUGCGUCAGAGAAUCAAACAGCUGGAAGAGAACCAACGUGCCAGCAGCCUUAAUGACAGCCGCCUAAAGAGGAGGAAGAUUUAGAAUGUGGCGAAGCUAAAAAGGCUAAGAAACUGCAGAGCUGUCUGCUCUACCCUUUUAGAGAUGCCCGGAGGUCAGUACCAGGUGACAAGCACCAGGUUCCACCACAGUGUCUACAGCCUGACAGACAGCUCCGUUGCCAGUAACGAAGAUGAAGAGGCCGAAGCCCCGCCACCGCUCACGCCCCUCCAGAAGCUCACCAUUGACUUGUGCAAGGAUGAGAAGACCAUUAAGGAACUGAUCAUAGGCCGCAGGGUGGGCUUCUACAAAGUACGUGGAGAGAUCGGCUAUGGGACCUUCUCCAGGGUCAAACUAGCUUUUAAUGCACUGACUAAAGACAAAGUGGCCCUGAAGAUCCUGGAGAAGGCGAGGCUGGAUAGUCAGGCCCACCGUCUGCUGUCCAGGGAGAUCAGCAGCAUGGAGUCUCUGCAGCAUCCCAAUGUGAUUCGCCUGUAUGAGGUCUUGGAGACACCGAGCCGUCUGUACCUGGUGCUGGAGUACGCCGGAGGAGGAGACCUUCACAACAAGAUCUGCAAUGAGGGAAAGCAGUCGGACAAUGCCAGUAAGAUCAUCUUUGCCCAGAUCCUCUCUGCUAUUAAAUACAUGCACAACCUCAACAUCAUCCAUCGGGACCUGAAGGCGGAGAAUGUUCUGUUCACCUGCAGUGGCUGUGUGAAGGUGGCCGACUUUGGAUUCAGCACGCGGGUUUCAAACCGCAACGUCAUCCUGGACACCUUCUGUGGCUCGCCGCCGUACGCGGCGCCGGAGCUCUUCAGGGACGAGUGCUACCUGGGGCCUCCGGUGGACGUGUGGGCCAUGGGGGUUCUGCUUUUCUUCAUGGUCACCGGCACCAUGCCGUUCCGCGCUGAGACCAUGGGCAAGCUGCGGCGCAACAUCAUCGAGGGGUGUUACACCGUCCCCCCCUGGGUGUCCGGCCCUUGCCAGAGGCUCAUCAAGGGCAUUCUGAAGCCGGCCCCCAUGGAGCGCUAUGCUGUAGACCAGAUGCUGGGCUGCGACUGGCUCCUACCAGUGGAGCUUCCCUGGUCGUUAGUGACUCCCGAGCCGUCUUCCUCCCUGCGGGGCCUGCUGGACUCAGAGUGCAGGAACCUGGAGGAGGAGGAGGAUGUCAGGAUUUUGCUGGAGGAGCUUGGAUUCACUGCAGAGCACCUGCAGAACAAUCGUCUCAAAGACAACCGCAGCCCGGUGACGGGGGUCUAUCGGAUCCUGCUGCACCAAGCCCAGAAAAAGAGGGGCUGCGACAGUCUGCCGGUGGUUCGAGGUAUGGUGAGGGACCCCAAGAGGGAGGGGCUGCGGGCCUACAGGGGUCUCAGACACACAUCCAAGUUUUGUGUGCUUUCAUAGCAGACUAUUAGUGAUUAUUCAGCACAUUUUUUUUACAAACUUUUUUUAUGCAAAGACAUUUAUUUAUUUUUUUUGAAACUUUACACAGUUCAUGAGAAACUGGCAUUUUCAUAAUUUGUUGCCUCUUAGUAAUUUGUUGUGCUCUUUUCAGUGCAGCUGUUUGGCAUGCACAUGUUUCAAGUGCCUGGAAAAGGCUAAGUAAAAACGGCUUUCUUCUUAUAAUAUCUCUAUCUUAUAAUAUGUAUUUUUUUUUAUUUAGACCAUAAAAAAACAUAAAGAUAAACCUGCUCUAAGGUUGUUCAUAGUUUUUUUUUUUAAUAAAUUAUAUUUACGUUCCACAACUAAAUCAAUGUUCAUUUUCUAUGCAAUAUCAUAGUAAGCUAAUUUUCCAAGCUUUUCUGCACCUAUUUGCACCUUUUGAAAAUCUAGUAGAGUAAAGAAAGUUAAUCCGUAUUUGGGUGUUAAAAGAAGAAGGCGGCAAAGGCAUGAAGCAAGACUGUAAUUUCUUAUGAAAGAUAAAUAAAGUGGCUAAAUAA
Molecule: messenger RNA, 1984 nt
Organism: Betta splendens (Siamese fighting fish)
Lineage: Eukaryota; Metazoa; Chordata; Actinopteri; Anabantiformes; Osphronemidae
Gene: nim1kb
Product: NIM1 serine/threonine protein kinase
Exons: 4
Coding region: 150-1448 (432 amino acids)
Biological process (GO): intracellular signal transduction; microtubule cytoskeleton organization; protein phosphorylation
Cellular component (GO): cytoplasm
Molecular function (GO): tau-protein kinase activity; ATP binding; protein serine/threonine kinase activity
Source: RefSeq, a predicted model, not a curated record